AGCCCCGGCCCAGAUGGCAUACCCUAUGAAAUCCUCCAACUCCUUAUUGACCAUCCCAUGUACACCAACCUCACUUAUGUCAUUUACAAUAAUACCCUCCAUCUUGGUAUAUUCCCUACUUCCUGGCAGUUGACAUGUGUUAUCCUUCUUCCCAAGAAAAGAGACCUGCCCUCUCUCAAGAACUGGAGGCCCAUAGCUCUCAUUAAUGCCGGUGCCAAAGUAUUCACCCACCUUGUCAACAACUGCAUGAUUCCUGCAGCCAGCUCUCUUGCUUCCGCAUACCAAACUGGAUUUAUCCAUGGA
This is a messenger RNA of Phycomyces blakesleeanus NRRL 1555(-), 303 nucleotides long. RefSeq lists its product as hypothetical. Lineage: Eukaryota; Fungi; Mucoromycota; Mucoromycetes; Mucorales; Phycomycetaceae. The record is from RefSeq and is a predicted model, not a curated record. The transcript has a single exon. The annotation marks the transcript as partial.